Messenger RNA from Tricharina praecox, 1099 nucleotides. RefSeq lists its product as uncharacterized. The record is from RefSeq and is a predicted model, not a curated record. NCBI's taxonomy places the organism in Eukaryota, Fungi, Ascomycota, Pezizomycetes, Pezizales, Pyronemataceae. The coding region runs from base 264 to 965 and encodes 233 amino acids. The transcript has a single exon.
UGCCGCAGUAACAGUAAGGAGGGCCCAGAUCCACCGCAUCUCGGCACCCCGGAUUUUCUCCAUUUUCGCGGCGCCAUCCACGCCCGCCCCCCGUACUUUAAUCCUCGUCCUCCCCAACAACAUUGAGGCGUGCGUCGCGCACACACUCUCUCACACACACUCUCAUACACACACAUCGGGCCACGACAGCGACGAUAAACUGCAAGGGAAUGGAUUUAAAGCCCAGCAGGAGCUCAUAAAUUCAUUUUUUGCCCGGAAAUAUUAUGGCGGCGGAGGUUGCUGCUAGUCCUUCACAGGCUCCAACCGGCGGAGGUAAUGUUGGAGGUGUUGUCUCCGGUGUUGUUGGUGUCGCAGGUCUCUCCUCGGGGCCCAAGAGCCCAUUUCGAUUCAAUUCGCCGACUUCCUCUUCCAUCGCACACGCCUCGCCGCCGCAGAAAUACCAGACCCAGUCCAACUCGCAGUACAAAUCCACCACCUCGCCCAACGACGACGCCUCAAGUUCGUCGUCCUUCUUUUCCCACCGUCAACAACGUCUGUCGCCUUCCAGCCUGGGCUCCGCUCUAUCACCGGCACAAGACAGAUCUAUCCCCCGGGGCCUACCUCCGAUGAUGACGGGGACACCGCCGGCAGUCGGCGGAGGAGCAGGAGGAGGUGGCGGCGCGGGAGCGGGAGCCAUGGAUCUGCGGCUACCUUUGUCGCCUGGGUCCAUCGCAAUGGCCCUGAACGACAAUCAGGAUGCUCUGUCCGGGGAUCUGACGGCACCUCGAAAGCGGUCAAAAGUCUCUCGGGCAUGCGACGAAUGUCGGAGGAAGAAGGUCGGUUCCGCCUGGGAUUCCAUCGCCUGUCCACUCCUGUUGCGGCAGCUAUUGUUGUCAGCCGAAGAGCAGCAUCUGCAAUUCGAUCAGUGCGCAGUGGCUCUUGGGCUUUCGGGCUCUCUUUGCGUGUAUCGGUUGUUGUCGGGCUAACAUUUUACGAUGUCACUGCAGAUUCGCUGUGAUGCAUCCUCCGAGUCUGGGAUUGAACAGUGCUCCAGCUGCAAGCGGGUUGGCUCAAAAUGCUCCUUCAGCAGAGUACCCAUGAAACGAGGCCCCAGUAAAGG